Messenger RNA from Caenorhabditis remanei, 1173 nucleotides. RefSeq lists its product as uncharacterized. The record is from RefSeq and is a predicted model, not a curated record. Lineage: Eukaryota; Metazoa; Nematoda; Chromadorea; Rhabditida; Rhabditidae. The coding region runs from base 1 to 1173 and encodes 390 amino acids. The transcript is spliced from 5 exons.
AUGAAGGGUAAUGAGCAAGAACUGAUACAAUUGGCUCGUCGAAUGCGACAACUCGCUGUCUUCUCAUCAUCCGUCGCUGUUUUCGUUGCAGUUCUAUCAGUUUUCGCUCUUCCAGUUCUCAUUUCGUCCACACUUCAAGCAGUUACAUCAGUAGAUGAUAAUCUAGCGAGAUGCACUGCAGACGCCUUCAAAAUGUACAAAGCAAUCGAUGAAAUAGAGAUUCAAUUGAUCCAAUCAUUCAAUAAAUCAUCUUCUCAAAGAUCAAAACGUGGCGGUGGAUACGUGAAUUCAUAUUCUGGACAAUAUUCCGGACAAAAUUAUGAUUCAAUUGGUCAACCAGCUGCAAAUGGGCAGUAUAGAUUCUUUCCAGAGGUCAUCGAAGCAAUCAGAGCCAGACGUCCAACUUUGUAUUCUCUUCAACAAGAUUAUAACGGAGGAGUUGGAGGACAAGGGGGAUGUGGAGCAUCUCCUCAAGGUUAUCAAACUAGACCUACAUUUGUUGGACCCCAAACCGGCUCAAUCCUCCGUGACGGUCAAUCCGGAUUCAAUGGAGGCGGUGGUUGUAUUCCUCGUUAUGGACCACCUGGUCCUCCAGGAGCAUCUGGAAAUCCAGGAAGAGAUGGAAACGACGGAGAAGCUGGAUCAAAUGGAGGACAAGGAAGAGAUGGAGUAGCUGAUAUUGAUAGAGAACCAUGUCAAGUUUGUGCUCCAGCACAACAAGGUUAUCCAGGGCCACCGGGUCCAAAAGGACGGCCAGGAGAGCAGGGACCACCUGGAUUAGAUGGAAAUACAAUUGAUGGAGAGGAUGGAUCACCGGGACUCUCUGGGCCACCGGGGCCACCUGGACCUCCUGGAUUGCCUGGAUUACUUGGAGAACACGGAGAGUCGAAUGAGGAAGAAGUUGCAGGACCACCAGGACCACCGGGAGUUAAGGGAGGACAAGGAGGUGUGGGAUCAAGAGGAACUGAAGGAAAUCCAGGACCAAAAGGACCGCCCGGACAACAAGGAAAUCCUGGAGCACCAGGAAUCGGAGGACGGCCAGGUCUCCAAGGACGGCCAGGAGCACCAGGAGCCCCUGGAUCUCCUGCUUCUUGUGAUCAUUGCGCACCGCCGGUCCUCGAACCAGGAUAUCAAGUUGAUGUGAAAAAGACAAUCAAACGUGCUUCCCCAUGA